This is a messenger RNA of Diprion similis, 6827 nucleotides long. RefSeq lists its product as uncharacterized. The coding region runs from base 222 to 3611 and encodes 1129 amino acids. The transcript is spliced from 4 exons. The record is from RefSeq and is a predicted model, not a curated record. Lineage: Eukaryota; Metazoa; Arthropoda; Insecta; Hymenoptera; Diprionidae.
CAAUGCGGCUACAUCAUAUGACUACCACGUCGUGAAAUAAAUUCUGUUUGUCACUAUGAAGAGACAAACAGUUUAAACAAAACGUUCAUAAACUUAUUAUAAUUUAUAAUGUAAUUUAAACGACAAUUUCACUGUCAAAAGAAAUUGAAUAAGCUAAAUUACCAUUUCAACGAUCAAAACAAAGAACAAAACUCACUCUCGGUCAAAGUAUUGUAUUCACGAUGUAUAAAGAUAGAAACUUGAUGAAAUCCUUCGAGGUGGAUGGCAAUUCCGAAGAUGAUUUCGAUUUUUGUAGUACUGAAACUGGUCAAAAAUUUACUAUAAAAUGGAGUCCGACUGAAGACAUUAAGCAAAUAUCUAAGCAUAGAUUUAGCAGCACGAGAAUGCUUAGCAGAUCAGUCCCACGAAGAAAGCGAAGUUUAUUUCAGUACAGAAUAAAUAGGUCGUUGAAUUUUGAAAUUGGUGCGCCUAGGCGUGACACGGUAUUUAAAUCACCCAACUUUGAUUCGGAUGAAAGCCCGAUUUGUAAUGAGAAAUACUUGACUAGAUCGGCCAAAAUAUUACGAUCAUUAAAUAUAAAUUUCAGUCCUUCAAAUAAAAGGACAAAGAAAAUAAAUAAGGCAUUAAAUUUUGACUUAAGUCCAAGUCCGAAAAAAAAUUUCAAUUCAGCUGAGAAUCUUUGCAAAAAAGAAUCGCCAAACUUUGAUUCUAACGUAAACCAAAUUUCAAAGAUCAAUAAAACAUUGAACUUUAGCUCCAGUUCGAACAGUUCUAAUUUGAGUAGCUAUUUAGGUACACCGAUUGAUUCAAUUGAUGAAAAUCAAAAUCAAACUCCGUCUCAUCGAAACAGAAAAGUAAAAAAGUCACUGAACUAUCUCACACCGAGUCCAAAACCUAAUGCAAGCUUGCCCAGGUCUGUAAACAAAACUCCAAUGUCUCGUGAAGAGUUUAUAAACAAUCUCAAACAUAAUGCUGAAACUCCCGAAUUCCGCGUUGCGAAACAGAGUGUGAAGAAAUCAAAUCACUACGACAGAAUGAGCGUCAGCACUCCAAGGAACUUGUUUCAAGAUUUUGAAGACGACGAUAAAGAAAUGAGGCCGACUACACCGGAAAAUAUUGUACAGUUUGUGCCAGAGAGUAUGAGCGCUAUCAAAAAGAGCCACAAAAAGGAACGGCAGAGUAAUCGUUCGGAAAAGUUGUAUGCGCGCCAAUUAAUAGAGCAUUGUAUAAAGACAGAAGAUACAUCAGAAAAUACAUCAGAAAAAUCUAUUAUAUUGUCACACUCGGACGAGAGACCUGCCACUCCAAUUACAAAUGAUUCUUAUCCAAGUCCGAAUUAUAGUGUUAGUUCUAUUAAACAAUCUCACAAGAAAGAUAAGAGCAAAAAAAGAACCAUGACUAACCACUCAGAAGAUGAAAUAUCUGACUCGGGAUCGAUAUUUGAUUACACAGAACUGCAGGAAAACAAACCAAUCGUUGAGAGUGAACUUUUGGAUAGCUCCGAGAAUAAUUUGAGCCCUAUCAGCAAUACCAGCUCAGGUUUCGGAGUAAUCCCAUUUAAGCAGGAGGUCGAACAGAGAUCAAUGUGCCUGGAUAAUUCUAUAGAAGACUUUUCUGAUCACGGUUCACUUUUUGAUUAUUCAGCAACACCCGAAACCACAGGUGAUACAAAACUGGGUAAUUUACCAUACAAAACUGAUGUACAGGAUCAAUCGAGUCACAGUUCCCAAAUUGCAGACAGAGAGCCCCUCAAGUUAUCGUUUGACAAGUUGGAGUUAAUUUCACCUGUGAAAGAUGAGCAAGAGGCGAUACAGUCCUGCAGCAAAGCAGACAACGAGAAUUCUAAGCGACCAGUGACACCUGAGAAUGUGAUUAAUGUCUUGGACCAAAUAAUGACAGAUUCGAUAAAGAAAUCGCAUAAGAAAAUAAAAGAUAAGAAAAAAAAGAUCUUAUUUAAGCCUCAUGCGUCUGUACAAAACUUUCCAGUAGAAUCACCGUCGCCUGAUAAAAGUCAAAAACAUGAAGUGUCAACUGCUACAAGCAAUCUUAAUAAUUCUGAAAGCGUUGUCAGAGCUGGUACACCAGAAAACGUGAAUUCGAGUAGAUUGUUAAUGGGACAAUAUAGCUCUGUGAAAAAGUCGCACAAAAAGAAUAAACACAAAAAAAUUGUUACUGAAUUUGCUAAACGACAGAAAUAUUUUAAUAGUGACACCCAGCAAAAAACUUCCAAUGACCCAUGCCUCAUUAGCGGUAUUGAAACCUUACCCGCAUCUUGUGAUAGUUUUGAAUCCAGUGCAUCGAAGAGACACAAGUCAAUGUCUGAAAAAUCUGUGAUGAUUUCUGCAGCUGUGACUGUAACUGAACCACGCUCUGCUACACCUGAGAAGUUAUUAGCUAUUGAUCGUUCCAUUGAAUUAUCUACAGCUGAUAGAUCACCGUUGGAAAGGUCAACUCCGAAUAAAAGAAAAAAAUCUUUUCUUCUCAACGAGACUGGAAUAAGCAACUCAUCAGGUGAUUCGUGCCAUAUUGAAUCUUCUUCCAUGGAAUAUGAGAGUGCUGAAGAAGAAUUUAAAAUUUUCACACCAAUAAAAAAACGGAGAUCUUUGCUAAACCCGACCGAUUCUGAAAGUAUUCCCAAGACAAGCGCCGAAUUAAACAAAUCAAAUUCUUUGGAAUAUUCAGGGGACAAAAACUUGUCAACAGAAGAUGGAAGCUUUAAAUCUGUGGAAAAUAGUUACGAUACUCCGAAUCACAGGAGAGACUUUGUGGUUAUUACACAGAGUAAUUCUGAGCCUCAAAUUAGUGGUGAAGGUUGCGAUGGUGAAAAUUCAAACGGUCGAUCUACCCCAAAGAAUCGUUCCACCUCAGAAUUAAUUUUUGAUAUUAAUUCGAUUAAAAAAUCCCACAAAAAAGACAAGAAAAAUAGUAGAUUGAGAAGAAGCUUGAAUGUUGAAGAGGAAAAAAAUGAUUUUCAUCUCAUAGAAACUGAAGAAUCAGUUGAAGAUGAAAAACCAUUCGUUAACUUCCAAACUAUAAAACAGAAUGAAUUGAUCUUGGAGAAUGAGUUUGAGAAUCCCAAGCCAUCGACCAGCCUUGGCUGUACUUUGACUACAACCCCUCCAAAUUCUUCAAAAAUAAUAAGCUUUUUAAAGCUACGUCAAGCAGACUCUAUUAAACGAUCUCAUAAGAAAAUUCGCGAACAAAAAAGACUAUGUAUAGUUAAUAAAGAUCCGGACUUGUCAGAUGAUGGAUCGUUAUUCGACAGUAGCGACAGAAUUGACAUAAACGGUGCUAACGACUCGAUUGAUAUUCUGGAUGGUGAAAAUGAAACAAGCUUGAGAACUAAAACUUCACCUGCUAAUUCAAGCAAUGAGGGUGCUCCUGAAGUUCUGGUUCAUACUCCGCCUAAUAAAUCGAAACUGUUGAUACAAAUUGAAUCGAUAAAGAAGUCGCACAAGAAGGAUCGUGGAUUUAAACGCUCAGCCCCGAGUGCAGUAAAUGCAGAACUCUCCGAUGACGGAUCAAUCUUUGAUCCUAACGAAAAACUUGAUGAAUCGGUCAGUGACAUAAAUGAAAUGCAAACCAGCAGAGAAUCUUCGCCAUCAAAUUGAAUUUACAACAGAAGAAAUAUCCCAAUCAAGAUCAGUGCCUUAUCUACGAAUAAAUUUGACAGAAAAUUAUUGUUCUCUUACAUACUUAUACCGUAAUGAAAAAAAGUUUAUAUUAGGAAAUAUCGCAGUUUUCCCCGUUUGUACACUUGUUGUAAUCAGGGUACCGAGUUUCUCCUAAAUUUCAGUUUCGUUAUGGAAAUUUAUGCAAUCGCAAAAAUAUUUGGAUAGUGUGAUUAUUAAUUUUUGUCUUUAUUAAUUAUAAUUAUGUUUAUGUUUAUUCUUAUUUGUUAACAUCAUUGAUGAAAGUAUUCUUGAUACAGCACUUUUGCUCUGUUAGCUCACAAUUAGUUACUUUUUUUUGUCUAAACUUGUCUUGCAAGGUAUUGAUUGACAUUAGAACUUAGCCAAUCACUACCACGCAACAAACCGUAAUGAGAUGAUUGAAUAUUUCCAUCAGUAGUCGCAGGUAUGGUUAGCAUAUUGGAAAACAGUUUGGUGAGUUUGGUGGGAAUUGACAAAUAAUUUAUUAUUGGGCCUGUUCCUGUAUGCCAAACUGCAUCAAUGUGUUAUAAAAGAUAUAUUGUAUUACCAUCAAUGGUUAGGUGCUGGUAGAUUUCACUGAAAUAAUAACUCAAUGGUUCAAUGAAAUCUAUAAUGUUUUUCGAUUCUGCGAUAGGAAAUUAAACUACUAUUUAAUUGUUUAAUGAAUUUUUUGAACCUUUACGAACAUAAAGGACCAGAUGGAAUUCUUACAAAAGCGAGAGCGCAUUUAUGAAAAAUACUUUCUGACCAAUGUCAGAUUUAUAAUUUAAACUAUAUCUUACUCUGUGGCGUCUAUUGAAAGUUACAGUGUAUACAUACAUAUGGAUAUAUAUUGAAUAACUUCCUUGAAUCUUAUAGUAUAUUGAACGUACGUUAAUGUAUACACGCGCAGAUGUAUAAGUAUGUGUAUGAAGCUCGUUACGUACACACAUUUUUUCUGGUGCCGCAUAGUAAAUUUAAGUUCUCAAUAGCGUUAUAAUGGUUAUCGCUCCAUUUAUUAAAAUAUAUUUCAAUGUUACUAAUAUUCAUAUAUACAAUUUUUAGUUAAUUAAAUAGUGUUUAUUUUUCGGAAGAAGUUGCGUUAAAACGUUAAACGUUUCGUUAUUUAAGUUUAACAUUCAUGAUUGUAUUGCAUUAUUUAAACUACGGUUGCUUUUAUGUAUUACGUAAUUCGUCGCAUCGAAUUCUGCAAAGUCCUAGUAUAAUUGUGAUAUGUAAAUAGGUAUUAUAUAAUAUGAAACAAUCCAUAUAUUUUUAUUGUAAGAAAUCGCACUCCGGGGCGACCAGCCGUUGAGUAAUCCCGCAGAUUUUAUUAUUAUUCAAUCAACCGGAAAAUUAUUCUCGUUUUCUUUGUUACCUCGAGAAUGAUUUUUCAGGACAUCAAUAUCAAUGAUUGUGUUAAAAUAAUUAUAUUCUUGCGUCGUUUAACAACGUCUAGUUGCCCGGGUUACCACGGUGGAAAGAAGACAACGUAUAUUGUCUUUUGUGAAUAGCGAUUUUCAAAUUAUUGUUAUACAAAUGGGUCGAGGUAAAUUACUCUAUAGCUAACUGUUGUUAUCAAUUUAAAUAUGAUAUACCGCAUAAUUGAAUUUAACACUCUAUAGAAUCCUAACAUGCGAUAACAAUGUAUAUGUUAAAAUUAAUUAGGAAUCUACGUUUAGGGCGCAUAAACGGCUGAUGACAUUACCUCUAUGUGUAUCUUAUUCUAAAUUUGAAAAUUUGUCGGUUUAAUUUUUAAAGUUUUUAACCUUGUAACGCGUUAGCGAUGUUCAACUAUUGAAAUAGAAAUUUUUCACUUUCAGCUUUUGCACGUUUGCUACCCACUAAUGUCAUCAGCGCGUUGAAAGAUGUGUAACAUAAAAUUCAAUAAAUCUCAAUCGACGGCCGCUCUCUUUCCUUGCCGAUAUCCUAACAAUAUGACAACAUGUAAACGGUGGAGAGUCUAUCAAGGCAUUGCCAGGCGUUGGUUUUUUUUGUUCAUUUUUUUCUUUCUGUAUAAUCAGCGGCACGUUUAUACAAUUCAUGAUCAAGAUCGAACAAACCGUCCAAUUAACUGACUCAAACUCACUUAUAUCUUAUUGUUAGACAAGAGGGCUGAAAGCCCUUACUUACAUAGCUUGCCCUAUUAUCAUCCAAAAUUGGACAAUAUAUUUUUCUGGUCAAGCAAUGACCAUGAGCAUGGUCAUGAAAAAAAAAAACGUGGCGCCUGUAGUUAUCUCAGCGUCAGAAUUAUACGUUUUCGACAAAAUUGAAGAACAUAUUUUUAUUGAUAAAGGUAGACUUCUGAUAAAUAUUGAUCGUUUGAGUGAAAUUUAUUUGUAAAAAUUAGCUGGUAUGUUGUAAUUGGAAGAAAAAAAAUUAUGUGUUAUACUUCUUUAACGUUUGUCGUUCGUAUAACAGUUAAUCGAAUUUCAGUCAACUAAAUGUAUACGAUUAUAUGAUUGUUAAUUAAUUCAGUCGAAAUUCUUGCCAGAUCCGUAAUUGCUUGAACAUAGUAAGGUACCUUGAUCCUACUUUUUAUUUAGAAAUUGGAUUAUCGUUUUAUGAAAUUCAGCGCUACCAAAUUUGUUUGAGGUAAUGGUUUUUUCGCUUUCAAUGCUCAGUAUGUUUCCAAAUUUACCUUCACUGUGAAAACAAUAACUCUGUUUCCUUCACUCAACACGUGACUAUUAGUAAGCUUAAAAACUGGACAAGCACACUGUACAGUCGCGCCCGCUUUACCAUAUCGAAUUUUCCUUCUACAGAUUGCAUUAGAACUAGCCAGUGAGUGUAACCAUACCCAUUGUGCCUGCGUAUAAAGUUGCCCGGCUUUGAUCUGUGAGGGCAGUUGUUGAAAACCAGCCAUAAGCUGCAGCGUUACCUAUACAAUUAUCUCAAAACUAUUGUUGACGAAGAUAUGAUAUUCCUAUAGUGCUCAGAAGGAGUGUAUAAUUAAAUAAAAUUGUUAUGCAAAUAAUAAUGAUUAAAAUGUAUGUUACGAGCAUACAGAGAAUAUUAGAUCUUAUAUUUAUUAUGACGGUUUAGAUAAUCAUCUUGCGUAUUGAGGGUUUUUCACCAUGCGAUCGUCUUCGAGUAAAAUUAUAAUACGGAACAAAAUUCCUCGCAGCAGUGUGAGAGUACUGUUAUUUUGUCAAAAAGACUGACUACGCAAGUACACGGAUUGUAUUUAUUACU